AUGGCCCAGUGGAAUCAAACCACUGUGUCAGAAUUCAUCCUUGUAGGAUUCUCAGAUAAUCCACUGGUCCGUACCUCUCUUUUUGUGGUAUUUCUAGCCAUCUACAUAAUCACUCUUCUGGGAAAUCUUGGGAUGAUCGCACUGAUUCGUCUUGACUCCCAUCUCCAAACACCCAUGUACUUUUUCCUUAGCAAUCUGUCCUUCUCAGAUCUCUGCUACUCUACUGUCAUUGUCCCCCAAACACUGGUGAAUUUCUUGCUUGAAAAGAAAUCCAUUUCAUUCAUUGGCUGUGCUGUCCAGUUUUACUUCUACGCUGUGUUUGCCAGUGUAGAAUGUCUCCUACUAGCUGCCAUGGCCUAUGACCGUUAUGUGGCCAUCUGUAACCCAUUAUUGUAUCCUGCUGUCAUGUCCAAGAAGGUUUGCAGGUUCCUGGUGCUGGCUUCAUACCUUGUGGGUUGUGCCAAUGGCAUGGUCCACACCAACACUAGCUUUCGCCUUCCCUUUUGCAGCUCCAAUGUCAUUAAUCAUUUUUUUUGUGAUGUACCCUUAAUUCUGAAGCUUGCCUGCUCUAACACUCAGCUCAACCAGAUUCUGCUUUUUGUGAUCUCUUCACUGAUAGGACUCUGUUCAUUCUUCAUCAUUCUUAUCUCUUAUAUCUACAUUAUCACUGCUAUCCAAAGAAUCCACUCAACCGGGGGAAGGAAGAAGACCUUCUCUACCUGUGCUUCCCAUUUGAUGGCUGUCACCUUGUUCUACACCACAAUUCUUUUCAUCUACCUGAAGCCUUCCUCAAGCAACACUGAAGCACAAGACCAAGUUGCUGCUGUCUUUUAUACAGUGGUGAUUCCUAUGGUAAACCCUCUAAUUUAUAGCCUAAGGAAUAAGGAGGUGAAGGAAGCCCUGAGAAGGAUAAUCCACAAAUACCUGUGG
This is a messenger RNA of Candoia aspera, 930 nucleotides long. RefSeq names its product olfactory receptor 5AP2-like. The record is from RefSeq and is a predicted model, not a curated record. Gene Ontology annotation, cellular component: membrane. The annotation marks the transcript as partial. Lineage: Eukaryota; Metazoa; Chordata; Lepidosauria; Squamata; Candoiidae. Gene Ontology annotation, molecular function: odorant binding; olfactory receptor activity; G protein-coupled receptor activity. The transcript is spliced from 2 exons. Gene Ontology annotation, biological process: sensory perception of smell; G protein-coupled receptor signaling pathway.